AUGUUUCCGUCGGCCACCUUUGCGACGACACCGGGUGCCGAAGGUUCGCCACCAUUCGUGCGUAAGUUUCGCCCGGAGAUUGAUCUGCACCUGAACGUUAGUCCCGAACCGAUGUCCGAUGGGUACGAGGGUUACGCGGAACUAUCGUCACAAUCGUCCACAUCCGCAACGAUCCCAAGGCGCGCUGGAUCACCCUCGACAUCCGUUUGUGCGCUCGGUUUUCUACCGAUCGAUUCCGUGUCGAAGGGUUAUGUGGCGGAGGAGGUGUGUCUGAAGGUGGCCCACCAUUCCACGCUCGGUGCAUCGGCGAACCCGCGCACGACAAUGAUACGAAAAUCGUCUUCCACGGGACUGCUAACGACGAACGAAUCGGCCACGGCAUUGAAAAGCUCCAACUGGAUCCGCUCGAUCCGGUUGGCGAGUGAUGUGCGAAGCUUCAACGCACUGCUAGAGCUCACCGCGACCCACCUGCUGCGCGUAAGACUCACCGGGGAUGUCAACAAUGGUGAGGAGUUGAAGCUUUGGUUCUCCGAGGACGUGAUAGCACACAUGCAAAUACCUUUCCUUACGCCGAUUAACAUUCAAAGACAAAAUUGUUACGUUUGCCACCUGUGCCAGAAGUCGUACGAAUACCCCAACCCGCUUAAAAUCCAUCUGGCCACCAGCUGUAAUCGCGAACCGAUUUCGAUCCUUUGGCACCGUUUACAUCAGGCGCUUGCGACCCGUUACGGUGGUCCUUUCAGUCCGUUGUACGACUUCCAGCCGUGGCGAAAUUCCGCUUUUCGCCCCGUACUUAAUGCACACGUCGUCAAGAUGGAUCACAUUUCCCCUCCCUCGCCACACCGCCACCGGCUUCAUCAUCCACCGUCGGCCGAACCGGUGCCGGCGGAUGAACCGACCGGUGCGCAUCUGGUCACUGCCGCCCACCUGGAAACGAUCGUCAGCAAUAUGGGAUCCUCGAAGCAAGGGCACGUGUGCAUCUACUGUGGCAAGUUGUACUCGCGCAAGUACGGGUUGAAGAUUCACAUACGAACGCAUACCGGAUUUAAGCCGCUCAAGUGUCAGUACUGUCUGCGACCGUUCGGCGAUCCGAGCAAUCUGAACAAACACAUUCGGCUGCAUCGGCAGCACGAUGGUUCGCUGUAUGAGUGUAAUUUGUGCGGCAAAAAGCUGGCCCGUCGAAGGGAUUUACAGCGACAUCUACAGGCGCGGCAUAACAGCACGCAGAUCAUUGACCAGUCGACCACGUCGGAGGAUGACGAUGAUGAUGAGGGGGAAGACGAUGGGGAAGCGGGACAACGCAGGAGUACUAGCAGCGGACGCCGAGAAGCUGAUAGUUGA
Molecule: messenger RNA, 1341 nt
Organism: Anopheles marshallii
Lineage: Eukaryota; Metazoa; Arthropoda; Insecta; Diptera; Culicidae
Gene: Prdm13
Product: sal-like protein 1
Exons: 2
Coding region: 1-1341 (446 amino acids)
Cellular component (GO): nucleus
Source: RefSeq, a predicted model, not a curated record